AGAUUGUUACGGAAGCAAAAAGGAAAAAGUCUCCAUCUUCUGAUUUACAUGAGCCUGUUAGUGGAAGUAAGUUCCUGAAAGGAUAAGAACUUCGAUGGACAGAGAGACAAGACACUUGUUUCAGAUAAGAAAGAUGUUAAAUGUAAAACCAGAGGAUGUUCAUGUUCAGUUACCACUGUCCCAAUUCGGAGGCUCGGAACACUGGGAUCUCCCUCUGCAGGGGUGGAAAAGAAGCCUAAGAAAUAAAGUCAUCUCUUUAGACCAUAAAAAUCAAAAAGGUAUCCAUGGGCAUUCUAUGUCUUCUAAGUCAUCUUCAGAAAGGCAACUCAAAGUUAUGUUGACGAAUGUCCUAUGGACGGAUUUAGGACGAAAAUUCAGGAACACCCUACCUAGAAACGAUCCUAAUUUAUGUGACGCCAACAAAGUGCAAUCAGACUCAUUGCCUUCGACAUCUGUUGACAGCAUAGAGACAUGUCAAAAAUUAGAACUUCUUCACCAAAGCCUUAAAUUAUCUGAAAGGAUACCUAGAGUUAUACUGACGAAUGUCCUGGGAACGGAGUUAGGAAGAAAAUACAUAAAGACCCCGCCUGUGACUGAGGCCAGUGUGAGUGACACAGACAACUUGCAGUCAGAGCAACUUCCCUCAGCGUCCGAUGGCAGCCUGGAACCUGGUCAGAAUCUGAGUCCUCACAAGAGCUGCUUUAUAUCUGAAAGGGAUUCACAACCAAGUAAGACUGUAGAUAACGCUUCUUCAAAGCAGGCUGCACGCACUACAGAAAAGCGAAGAGGUGAUGGUGGCCUUUCUCCUACAAUACCUGAUACUCGGCCUAAAGACCGUAACAGUGGAAGUAGAGGUUGUGAGUAUCUUGAAGAGGGGAGCAGAAACAAGGAUGUUACACAUUCUGACUCAAAAAUGGAACCCACUCUGAUUUCCAGGAAGACAAAGAAAAGGCUUAGAAGUAGUUCGCCUGAUUGUAACAGUUCUGCUUCUUUGGAUGAAUCAACAAGACAAACAAAAGAACAGGAAAAUGAGUCAACUGUUUCCACCGAAUUUGAAAAGUCAAGUAAGAGCUAUCGUCAGGAUCCAGGACGCCUUGAAGAAAUUACUCCUAAACCUAGAGAAAGGGAUUUUACUAAACUGUCCUCAGCUGAUAGUCAGGAGUUGGGUGUGGGUGCCUCCUCCGCAAGUGCCUCUGCCUGCUCAGCCCCUGAACACGUGGGCAGCUCUCUUCCCAGCGGCACAGUGACUUCAUCUCUGGUUGCGAAGGAGGAGGAUUUGAAUACAGGAAAAAAGCCUCUGCUGAGUGGGCACAGUGAAGGGAGUCAGUCACUGAUUUCGGCCGAGCCAAUUGUCGUUUCCAGUGAUGAAGAAGGGCCCAUUGAAACUGAAAGUUCGGGAACCCUUAAAUUGCAGCCUAAGCACGACUACGAGGUUACUAAUGCGCAUGAAAGUACUUCUGAAUUACCGCUGUCAGAACCGCCCCUGGUCACAUGUAAAUCUGGACAGGCAUCGUCUGAAUUAUGUCCCUAUAAUCCUGUUACGGAAAACAUGUCCUGUAUUGUACCUAAUAAUGAGAUGAGUCUGCAUCUGGAUUUUAUAUUUACUUCUGUGUAUAUUGGUAAAAUAAAAGGAACUUCUAAAGGUUCUGUUACAUUCACGACAAAGUAUGUUAGAAUCCCAUUUCAAGUGUCCCUGAAUGAGAUUUCAUUGCUAGUGGACACCACAUAUUUAAAGAGGUUUGGGUUGUGGAAAAGUAAGGACGAUGACCACAGUAAGAGGAGUCACGCUAUUCUUUUCCUCUGGGUGUCUUCAAGUUAUCUUCAAGAGAUUCAGACCCAAUUGGAAAACUCUAUUUUAAGCCAACAAUCAAAAUCCAGUGAGUUCAUUUUCCUUGAGCUGAACAGUCCCAUUUCACAAAGGGAUGAAUUGAGACUGAAAGAUAUUAUGUUGGAAAUAAGUACGGCCAGUGGAGAACUAGAGCUUUCUUACCCAUUGUCUUGGGUUCAAGCAUUCCCUUUGUUUCAGAACCUUUCUUCAAAAGAAAGUUCUUUUAUUCAUUAUUACUGUGCUUCAACUUGUUCUUUUCCUCCUGCUACUGAAGAAAUGAAGAUGAAAUCAGUAUCUCAGCCCUCCAGUGCAGAUGCGGCCAAACCUACUUAUACCUUCCUGCAGAAGCAGAGCAGUGGCUGCUACUCACUGUCCAUCACGUCCAACCCGGACGAGGAGUGGCGGGAAGUCAGGCCUGCGGGGCCUGUGCAGAAGUUGAUUGUUUAUCCCCCACCUCCUACAAAGGGGGGGCUGGGAGUGACUAAUGAAGACCUGGAGUGUUUGGAGGAAGGGGAGUUUCUCAAUGAUGUAAUCAUUGAUUUUUACCUGAAGUAUCUUAUAUUGGAGAAGGCAUCAGAUGAACUUGUUGAACGAAGUCACAUUUUCAGUAGCUUUUUCUAUAAAUGCUUGACAAGAAAGGAAAAUAAUUUAACAGAAGAUAAUCCAGAUCUUUCAAUGGCGCAAAGAAGGCAUAAAAGAGUGAGAACAUGGACUCGUCACAUAAACAUUUUUAAUAAAGAUUACAUCUUUGUACCUGUAAAUGAGUCGUCUCACUGGUAUCUUGCAGUAAUUUGUUUUCCAUGGUUAGAAGAAGCUGUGUAUGAAGAUUUUCCAGAAACUAUAUCCCAGCAGUCUCAACAAGACAUUAAAACAAUAGGUGAUAUUGUUAAAGCGGAAGACCAUGAUCUACAUGCUAUGUCAACACUACCUUCAAAUGCAGAGGAUUCCCAAAAUACCGAGAUGAGUAUGUCAGUUCCAAAGAAAAUGUGUAAAAGGCCUUGUAUUCUCAUACUAGACUCCUUGAAAGCUGCUUCUGUACAAAAUACAGUUCAGAAUUUACGAGAAUAUUUAGAGGUAGAAUGGGAAGUUAAGCGAAAAACUCAUCGUGAAUUCAGCAAAACAAACAUGGUGGACCUGUGCCCUAAAGUUCCGAAACAGGAUAACAGCAGUGAUUGUGGAGUGUAUUUACUGCAAUAUGUGGAAAGCUUCUUCAAGGAUCCUAUUGUUAACUUUGAACUUCCAAUUCACUUGGAGAAAUGGUUUCCUCGUCAUGUAAUAAAGACCAAACGGGAAGACAUUCGAGAGCUCAUUUUGAAACUUCAUUUACAGCAACAGAAGGGCAGCAGUAGCUAGUUAAUCUGCACAAACAUGACACAGAUGUUCUCUAAGAUUACUGGAAAGCCGCUUACCGGCGUUUGUGUUAGCGCACCGAGAAGAAAAUAACUUCCAGUAGUUUUAUAAAUCAUUGAACGUUAUUUAAAACAUAUAAAAUAUGUUAUUAGAAUUGUUGGACUCUCAUAGAUAGAGUGGGAAUGGGGAUGAUAUAGAUAGAGAUUAAAAUUUCAUAAAUAUUUGAUAUUUUUCUGAGUAAAUAUGCUUGGAUUAUGCACUAGCAUACGUAAUGUGGGAACGUGUUUGUAGGUAAUCAACUCUGUGAUCUUCACUUCCACAUGACUGGGUGUUGAUGGGGGCCAAGUCCUCCCUGGUGCCAGCCCCAGUGCUUGUCAGAUUUGUUGACAAGUCUUAUCAAUAUUGUAAUUCUAUUCUUUGCAGCUCAAGCAUGCAGUAUAAAUACUGUGUAUUUUUUUAAAAAGAAAUUUAGUAUCAAGGCUUCAGAAAAUGCCAUUUACGGCAUCCCUUCUGUAUAGUGUAAAAAAGGCAUUCAUAAUCUUAGGAAGAUGAUAAUUCACUUUCAAAGUGCAGCUUAUUCUCUACUGCUAAAUCAAGUUACUUUGCUUUAAUUUCUUUUGUUGUAUGUGGGGAUCUGAGAAUUUAGCUAAUUUGUUCAGGGUAAAAUUUGGAACAAAAAUAUCUGUCUGAAAUAAGUUUUUAAAAAUUAUAUCUGUAGUUCAGUUUAGUUUAUUUGGGGGAUUGCUGUAUAAAUAUUCACUCCUACAGUAUCCCAGAACGUAUGUACACAGUUUCUGUAAGUAUAGAUGUCCUCAUAAUUUUAACACAAAGAAUACUUCCAAAGUUCUAUUUAUUAAUUAUUAGAACCAAAUAUAUAAUUUUGUUACUGUUUACCCAGUAUUCAUCUGCAAAGCUAGAUUGUUCUCAUUUCUUUUAUAUUGUAGUUUUUAGAGCCCUAUGAUACCCCUUACGGUUCUUAAACCUAUGGCGCUUAAUAUUUUAUUAAAUAUUCAGGUAGCAGUUCUACUGAAUUCAUGUGAUCAUGGUGUUAUUAUAUAUGAUUAAAAAAUUUAGAACCUUCUGAUAUCAGGAAUAUUUUGAGGGAGACAUGAUCAUAUUGUAUUUUCUCAGCUAAGAACGUUUUCUAAGAAUAUUACUUUAAUGUGUUUUAAACAUCUCUUAGAUUUAUUGUAACUAUGUAAAGCACUGAAGCAAAAGCAAUUUAAGAUAAAACUAAAUGUCUGAACAUCUGAUUUUAGAAGCUGAACUGAGGCUGUCACGUAAGCCUCGUGCCCUUAGCUUCUGUUAACCAUGUCACCAUCUGUAUGUUACUACGGAUGUCUCUGUGCGGGGGAUCUCACGUGAAGGAGGCGGUAACUGCACUUCAUUCCCGGUUUGUGUGGGCUUUGGGGUGGGGACUUGCGUAGGUGACGGUUAAGUUCUUUUGUACGUGUUACUUGGGGAAGCAGGUAUGUGAAGCAGCUUGUGAUUUCUUAACUUUUCUGUUCGUAUGUUUUUCAAAGAUACCGCUGUCCUUUAUUAUGUUUUGGAAAUUGUUUAAAACUCAUUUUCCUAAAUUCAUGUGAAAAUAAUGCUUUGAGAAUAUCAACAUUUUAUAUUAAACAUAUUUCCAGUUCAUGA
This is a messenger RNA of Chinchilla lanigera (long-tailed chinchilla), 4819 nucleotides long. It is a transcript of the gene Senp7, whose product is annotated as SUMO1/sentrin specific peptidase 7. Gene Ontology annotation, biological process: protein desumoylation. The transcript is spliced from 24 exons. Gene Ontology annotation, cellular component: nucleus; cytoplasm. Bases 95 to 3181 code for a protein of 1028 amino acids. The record is from RefSeq and is a predicted model, not a curated record. Gene Ontology annotation, molecular function: SUMO-specific endopeptidase activity. NCBI's taxonomy places the organism in Eukaryota, Metazoa, Chordata, Mammalia, Rodentia, Chinchillidae.